AUGCUUCUAGAUUCGGUGCUAUUAAUACCGUGUUCCAAUAGAGGGGGAUCAGGAGGGUCUAGUGUCCUAAACCCAGCUCACGUUCCGCGCCCUGCCUCCAAGGGUCCUGGCAGCAGCAGCGUGCGUCUCGCGCGAGUGGAGAGCAGCAGCCACCAGCGAGCCCCUCUCACCUUUCGGGUCCUGCCCCCGAGGGACCUGGCAGCAGCAGCGUGUGUGUGCCGCGAGUGGAGAGCAGCAGCUACCAGCGAGCCCCUCUGGCACCGCCACACCAUCGCCCGCUGGCCCGCCCUCGCCAGCCCUGCUGUGGCCCGUCGGGUCUCGGAUUCCUGUGGCUUCUAUCUCUUUUACAGAAAGCGUUUUCUCCGCCCGGGUCGCGCCUCCCCGCUGCCAUUCCACCUGGACGAUCUCACGUUCUUCUUCGACCUCUCCUUCCACGGCUCCCCCGUCUUCUCCCAAGCCUUCAAGUACGAGGGCGGCCGCGCCCUCGUCCCCUUCGCCCACCACACCUUCUCAGACCCGUCCGCCAUCUUUCCCUCUAUAGAAGCCCUUGAUAAGGACUCCUUUCGGCGCUCUCUAGCUGUGAAUUGGACGGUUUUACGGAGGACGGACGGAAGAGGGUCCUGUCUGGUGCGGGCGUGUCCUGACAGGGAGAAGCUGAUUCCUGCCAGCAGCAGCGGCAGCAGCAUCGGCACCAGCAGCAGCAGCAGCAACACCACCAACCUGAUGGGUGCUGCUGCUGCCGCCGCCGCUGCGGGUGUUGCUGCCGCCGCUGCCGCAGCAGGAGGGGCAGGAGCGGCGGCCAAUGUGGAGAUGACACCUGUCAACGUGCUGGCUCGCACGGGGGCGAUGGAGGUGAAUCUAACGGCUCUCAAGGACCGGCUGGGUGGGACUGUGCGGGUGGAUAUUGCUGGGAAGGAGUUUCUGCUGGUGCUGUCCGCGCUGCAGUGGGAGUGA
Molecule: messenger RNA, 954 nt
Organism: Closterium sp. NIES-65
Lineage: Eukaryota; Viridiplantae; Streptophyta; Zygnematophyceae; Desmidiales; Closteriaceae
Source: the annotation of a GenBank genome assembly